UUUCAGACUCAGUUCCCGAAGAAGCACUACGAGUGUUUGACGAGCUGUGAGUUCCUGCGCUCCGUCCAGAUGCUGAAGCCGGGGGACUGUCCUGCUGCGGAGCGAGCGAGUGGCUUCGCCGCAACCACUACAAAGACAAACCUCACAAAAACAGACGCCGAGUGCACAGCGCUGAAGAAGUGCUGUCCGAACGGAUGCGGACACACCUGCCAGAUCCCCAAGAACCCCUAUAAAGGAUCUCCUCUGAAGCCGCGGAAGGAGCUGCUGUUUGUGGAGCAGGCGUCAGGACUGCUGGAGGUUCGCUGGUCGUCCCGCUUUAACGUCUCGGUGGAGCCGGUGCUUUACGUGCUGCAGCGCCGCUGGAACUUGGGCAUCCAUCCCAGCGAAGACGACGCUACGCCGUGGCAGGACAUCGCUCAGGUUGCUGUAGAGCGUGCGCUGCUGAGCGACGUCCGGCCGAGCAGGUGGUAUCAGUUCCGCGUGGCGGCGGUGAACGUUCACGGCACGCGCGGCUUCACGGCUCCCAGCAAACACUUGCGCUCUUCCAGAGAUCCGUCUCCUCCUCCAGCUCCGUCUGGACUGAGCGUGUCUAACAUCACAGAGGGACCCGACGGUCUGCUGACGGUCCGGAUCAGCUGGACUCUCCCCGCAGAGCCUGACCUCCCCGUCCAUCACUACAAGAUAUACUGGAGCUGGACGAUCCCGGGGAAAUCACUCGCCCCGUCCCGGAGGAAGAGGAGGAAGACUAGUGACGGGGCCAGAAGCUCGGUGGAUCUGGAAAGGUCUUCAGGUACCGUAUCUAAGCUGAGGAGACUGGAGACUGCUGAUCUGGGUUUGGUGUCGAUGAAGCGAGCCGCCGGAGCGCUGGAGGUCGGCACACAAAGUAUUAUACCAGGACGACACCAGCUACAGGUCCUCAUCUACUGGAAGAAGAGAGGAGAUGCUGCUGUGAACCGCUAUCACGUUCAGUGGACGCCUGAAUACUGCAGCCACAACCGAAGCGGAGCGCCGCAGAAAUCACUGACUCAGGAGAACUUCAUCAAUCUCCCGGGUCUGCUGUUCUCCUGUAAGUACAGGGUCACCGUUCACACGCUCAGUGCUAAACGACGCUCCAAAGACGAGAGCAUCAGCUUCCUGACACCGUCCUGCACGACUCUCCAGAGCAAGAGCGUCAAACCCAUCGCCUGUCCCGGAGACACACCGCCGGCGAAGGUUUUAGCGAAGCCUGAGAAUCUGACGGCGUCCUUCAACGACGCAAACUGAAACCUGACGUCUCCUCUCCACUGGAUGUCGCCUCCUCAGCAGCCGCUUCAGCCCAUCACAGGCUUCCAGGUCACAUGGGUGGAGGUUUCCAGCGCGAGCCGCCCGAACAGCCUUCCCAACAGCAUUAUUUCCCAGUCUCAGAUCCUGCCACCUGAUCGUAACUUUCUGGUCGUGUCCAACCUCCGGCCGGGCACUUUCUACAGGUUAGAGGUUCAGGUGAGUAACUGCGGCGGGAGAAAGGAGGACCCUAAGCUCAUCUUCAUCAUCAGCAAGUUAGCAGCAUCAAGAAGUCUUUCAGCUGAGAAAUACCCUGAAAUGGAGGGUUUGAGGGACGUGACAGAGUACACACGUUGUCUGUUUUCUCCUCUGAACGGUUCUGGAGAUUUAACGCAGGUGCGUUACGUCCAAAUGGAAGUAGAGAUGUUAGAAACAAUGGUGCGUAUCGAGUUGCAAUCACGGAUCUGGACGCUCUUCAGCGCGGGUCAAAGGUCAUCUCCCCUCCGAGGGGAGCCCGAGUGCUGCUUCUGCUACCAGGAGCCGCUCAGAUAUAUGUGGAGAUAUGAUGAGAAAGGGAAUGCUUUCGUUAACAAAGCUGAAGAGAAUGAUAUGUCAUUUCUGAGUUACUCAACAGGCAUGGGAGACUACGCCCGUCAGGGUGUAGAAGAGAGAGGGAAAACAGGCAUUCAAAUUCGCUGGGAGGAAAAUGUCAGGAUGAUCCUUCGCAGUGAGGUCAUCAGCCUCAACUAG
Molecule: messenger RNA, 2010 nt
Organism: Cyprinus carpio (common carp)
Lineage: Eukaryota; Metazoa; Chordata; Actinopteri; Cypriniformes; Cyprinidae
Gene: anos1
Product: anosmin-1
Biological process (GO): neuron differentiation
Cellular component (GO): extracellular region; cell surface
Molecular function (GO): peptidase inhibitor activity; protein binding
Source: RefSeq, a predicted model, not a curated record